UGGCACCGAGCGAUGGCACCGAGCGAUGGCACCGAGCGAUGGCACCGAGCGCGCCCCGGGGCGGGCGGGGACGCGAUCCGGGGCACCCCGCGACCGGGCAGGGCGGUGCUCAGAGGCGGGAGGGACCGGGCAGGACGGUUCUUAGCAUUCCGGGCGAUGCCGCCAGCGGGAGCCAUGGAGGUGCAGUCCUACUACACCAAACUGCUGGGGGAGCUGAACGAGCAGCGCAAGCGGGAUUUCUUCUGCGACUGCAGCAUCAUCGUGGAGGGCAGGAUCUUCAAAGCGCACAAGAACAUCCUGUUCGCCAACAGCGGCUACUUCCGAGCGCUGCUCAUCCACUACAUCCAGGACAGCGGGCGCCACAGCACGGCCUCGCUGGACAUCGUCACCUCCGAGGCUUUCUCCAUCAUCCUGGAUUUCCUCUACUCCGGGAAGCUGGAUCUGUGCGGUGACAACGUCAUCGAGGUGAUGUCGGCCGCCAGCUACCUGCAGAUGACCGACGUGGUCAACUUCUGCAAAGCCUACAUCAGGUCCUCGCUGGACAUCUGCAGGAAGAUGGAGCGGGAGGCGGCGUUUUACCAGGCUGACAGCGGCAGCUCGGCCAGGGAGGGCUCCUCCUCGGCCCUCAGGGGCUGUGCCUCAGUUUCCCCGCCGCAGGAGAAGGAGAAAACCCCGCAGUGCCAGCGGGAGCCUCCGUGCGGGGCCAGGGACCCCCCGAGCAGCGGCUCCGCGCUGCCCCCAGGGGUGGAACCCAAGGUGGAGUUCGACCCUGACGAGGCGGAGGCGGAGGUGGAGGAGCGGCUGCCUCAGUUUCCCGCGGGGCAGCUGGAAGAGGGGCAGCCCGUGGAGCUGGCCUGCAAUAAUUUCCACAUGAAGCAGUUCCUGGAGGCUCUGCUGCGCGGCGGCGCGGCGCCCGGCAAGGAGGACGUGGUGCAGCACUUUGUCCGGGGGUUUGAGGGGAGGGCAGAGGAGGCGGGAGCGGCCGUGAGCUCCAUGGUGGACAUUCACAGCGACUGGUACGGAGAGGACACAGGUGACGUGCUGGUGGUGCCCAUCAAGCUGCACAAGUGCCCGUUCUGCCCCUACACGGCCAAGCAGAAGGGGAUCCUGAAGCGCCACAUCCGCUCGCACACGGGCGAGCGGCCCUACCCCUGCGACACCUGCGGCAAGCGCUUCACCCGCCAGGAGCACCUGCGCAGCCACGCCCUCAGCGUGCACCGCUCCAACAAGCCCAUCAUCUGCAAGGGCUGCAGGAGGACCUUCAGCACGGGGCUGUCGCAGGGGCUGCGGCGCUUCGGGCUCUGUGACAGCUGCACCUGCGUCACCACCACGCACGAGGAGCCCCUGCCCACCCCCCUGAGCCUGCUGGAAACGGCCUCGGAGGGCCACGAGAGAGGGGAGCCCGACAGUGACUGGCCCAUCUACGUCGAGUCCGGCGAGGAAAACGAGCCAGGGGAGGAUGAGGAUGGAGAUGACAAGCGGGAAAUCCAGCGGGUUUCAGACAGGGAGGUUUUGAUGUAGCACUGAGAGGUUCCCUGGCAGUGUCUGUGACAGGACUGCACGUUUGCUCAAUCACUGACGCUGUGCUGGGGUUUGUUAUUCUGGUUUUUAAUUGGAAUUUUUAAUGCUGUUUGAGUUUUCGGUGCUGCGCAUCAGGAAUCUGGGAAGAGUUUUUGGUCUGGGGGUCACAGAGGUUGGACUUGAGGAGUUUCUCUGCCUCCUGGUUUUGGUUUUGCAGGUGGGACACCUCUGGGUUGUUUUGGGGACAGAUUUCUUCAAAUAAUGAGUCAUUAAUCCCUGGUCUGACAGGGACACCACCUUUUCUCUGAAGGUGACAUAAAAUGUGGUUUACAUUUCUUACCUUGGGACUUUUCCAAGCUAAUCUGUGAUCCUUCUUAGGACAGUGUUAUCUGAAUUAUGAACCAUAAAUAUUCACUGAGACUGAAUUUGACCUGGAAACCAGGGCAGAAAAACCAGGAUAACAACAAAAAACCCCAAACAAAAUAUGCUGCUGAAAGGAUAGACAGGAAGAAUAAAUUAUUUCACAUAAUUAAUGGCAGGAAUUUAAAGAUCAAGCUUUUCUUUCUGAAUUUUUACUGCAUCUAAGAGCUCAGGCUGUAGAUCUUCAGCUGUGUUUUUAUUGUCACUCAGUAGUCUUGGCUUAAAUAUUAAGCACAAAUAAUGGUGUUUUAGUGGCCAGGACUAAGAGAAGAGCCCAAAUUCUUUUCAGCUUUUUACAUAGGAGUUAAAAGCUGUCAAGCAGGUUCCUUGGGAAUUCUGACAGAUCGAAUAACCAGAUCCACACCUGGUGUAGCUGAGGAGCAGUGAAAUAUCUCAGCUAUGCCAUAAAAGAGCUCUGAGUGCCCUUUUGGAAUUCUUUUCUUUUACUGUAAUUUCUUUUACAAUUCGGGGGUCCUCUCAUGAUUUAUGUUUUGUGAUUUUAUCCAAUUUUUUUUUUUUAAAACCUCUGUAGACCUCCUGUUUCUUUGCCGGGGCAGCUAAAGGUUUUUAAAGGAGGUGAGAUUUUGUCACCUUUUCCAGCAGCAAAUUUUUAAAGCUGUUAAAACUCAGGCUGGGAAGCUUUAGAAGAAAACCCAGCACCACCAGAAAGCCUGUUAGCCUAGGGGUGACCUCCUGUCCCCUGACAAAGGGACAAAACUCAAAUAUACUGUGAAAUAAGACUGUUAGUGCUUCUUCACUCUGCUGUUCCUCAGUGUUUCAUGAAAAAGCAAAUUUGUUGAGUCUUUUUGGAGCAGAAUUCUGUAGAUUUGGCUGAUGAAGAGCGAGCAGCUCCUCCCUCUUGGUGCUGUUUCCUGAAGGUUUUUGGUGUAAAGAUUUUUCCACUUGGCAAACCCAAAAAAAACCCAAGAGCCCUCUGAAUUAACCAGGGUAUUUUCUGCAUACCUCGUGCUUUUCUUGAAAAAGAGCAAUUCAGUUUCUCCCUCUGCUUCACCCAGCAGUGAAACUGUCCCUCUGUCACACCAGAUUUAUUUGUGAGUGGUGAUUCUGCUCUCACAAGUGCAGCCAAGGGUUCACUGCCACACCAGGAAGGAUGAGGACAGAAGAAACAAAGUUAUUUUAAAUAAUUCACUUUACUGGUGGCUGCUGAAAAGAGCAGAAGGUGAAGAUUCUUCUUUUGGAGUGGUCUGGUCCAAGUUCUCGGUGAGUGUCACCAUGGAAUGUGCUGCUUUUAUUUUCUGUCCCUUAAUUUGGGUGAGUUUCAGUCACUCCUGUUCCAGGACAGAUGGAAAUUCGAGUUUUUUAGGAGCUGGAACACAGGACAAGACAAAUUUCCCUGCUCUAGAGCCCCUCUUUUAAUCAAUCUGAAUUAAGGGACAUUGAAGGGACAGCUCACAUUUGGGAGUUGAGCUCCUCUGAAAAUUCCUGCAGUGGUUUUGGCCCCUUGGUGCUCUUGAAAACCUGAGGAAAAUGUGGGGCUUGUAAAUCCUGCUGCAAUAUUUGGAAAAGCACCUUCCAGCCUCUUUUGGACUGCUGCAUUUUUGAUGAACCCACCCAAAACUAAAGGGUGAUGAAGGAGGGACUUUCUGCCUUGAGAGCCAUGGAUAAUCUGAUUUUUUUGGGGAGAUUCACUGAUGGAAGCGGGGCAGGAAUGUAAAUAAGGAUCCAAUGAAUAUUUAGUGACCAGCUCUGGUCAUGAAGGUUCCACCUGGUUGUAAAUAUUGGUAGAAACCACGAGAGCUGGGACAGCAGCCGAGCUCUGCUCCACAAGGUUGGGAAGUUCCGAGCCUGUGGAGACCCUUGGAGCAGGGAAAAUUCACUUUUUGGGAGCUGCAGAGCUCUUUUUUCCCUUCCCCCUGCUGUCUUUGGUCUUUGGGGUUGUCCUUGUGUGUUUGUGCCUGGGGGAUGGAGCUGUCACAGGGGGCAGGGGCGGGCGGGGGGCGGCUUUUCCACAGGGAAAUUCCACCAAAUUCGGGGUUUUCCUGUUAAAUUGUCAUUUUUGUGCUGCUCUGUUUUGUUUUCCGUGGAGUCUUUGCAGCCUUUGGAUGUAGAAGAGGAUGGAGUUUAUCCACGUUCUUGUGACCAGGGUGUCCAUGUAAAUCUGUUGUGCUUUCCAUUUUGUUUUCUGGAUGUUUUUUCCUGAAAUCUUCCAUUUGUAGAUCCAGCCUCUACAAGCUUUGAGAAAACCAUGUUGGCUGUUUAAAAACCUGCUGUGGUGCUUGAUGAAGAAUCAAAAAUCCUCUUUUUAGGCGAGUUAUUUCUAAUAGAAUCUUUCUCAAAGGUUUUUAAAGGCCGUCAAGACGACACAUCUUAAAACUUAGCUGGUUGUACUUUGUUUAGGAAUACACAUUUUAAUGUAUUUUUGCACAGAAAUGCACUGUAUUUCACAUUAUGAAGGAAUACACGCUGCACUGGUAUUUGUAGUGCAAAGCCCUUGUAAAUCUUCCAAAUGUGGUAGUUGAAUUUCCUGAUGUUUUGUAAGAGAGUUUCAUAACCAAAGUCCUUUAGUCCAGUAACGAUGACAAAUUCUUAUUAACUGAACCUUAUUUGUGGAAGUGACUGAACUAUAUUUGUGGAUCUUGGAGCAUUCUGGAAGUUUUUUUUGAUUGUCUAGAAAAUAAAACUCUCUGAGAGGGUUGCUUUGAUUUUUUUCCCGUUCAAAUGUUGACUGAGUAAACCUGAGAGUGUCUAGA
Prinia subflava (tawny-flanked prinia) is the source of this 4652-nucleotide messenger RNA. RefSeq names its product zinc finger and BTB domain containing 8B (gene ZBTB8B). Gene Ontology annotation, molecular function: protein binding; RNA polymerase II cis-regulatory region sequence-specific DNA binding; DNA-binding transcription factor activity, RNA polymerase II-specific. Gene Ontology annotation, biological process: regulation of transcription by RNA polymerase II. The transcript has 4 exons. NCBI's taxonomy places the organism in Eukaryota, Metazoa, Chordata, Aves, Passeriformes, Cisticolidae. Bases 13 to 1521 code for a protein of 502 amino acids. The record is from RefSeq and is a predicted model, not a curated record.